AUGGAUGAAAUCCAACAACAACAAAAUUGCGUUGACGAUGGUAGAAACUAUACGUUUCGUGAUUUGAAAUUAAUGCAUAUAAAUGCUGAACAACUACUUGAUUGGAAUGCUCCUAUUGAUACAAUUAGUGCAUAUGAAAGCUACAAUUUAACAACGAAAUCGUUCGAUAAUGAAAUCUACUGUAAUUGUUCAGAUCCGCUUUCGUUCGGUACUAGACGUGAAUAUAGGUUUCUAGCAGAUGAGACUGUUCUUGAAACAAUCGUUAAACAUCAAAUUAGCAGUCAUGCUGCAAAACAAUCGGUCGUAAAUAUUGAGACAAUGAGCAUGGACGAUAUAACAUGUUACACGGGUUUGUCGUGUAACAGUUCGCUGUGUUUAGAUUGGCGACAAGUAUGCAAUGGAAUUAUUGACUGUCAAGACGGUGAAGAUGAAGGCGAAAAGUGUUUACAAUUGGAAUGA
Didymodactylos carnosus is the source of this 459-nucleotide messenger RNA. The record is from the annotation of a GenBank genome assembly. NCBI's taxonomy places the organism in Eukaryota, Metazoa, Rotifera, Eurotatoria, Philodinida, Philodinidae.